ACGUGCCGGAUCGCUACGGCAUCAAGAAGUACUACCCCACGUGGCUGCAGGUGUCUCCCCACUACGUGCCGCGAAUCAAAAUCAAUCCUCUUGACUCCAUCCACAUAGCCGACAUAGCCUAUGGGGGCUACGAUGGCUAUGGUGUCCUGAAGCCAUAUGGGGGAUAUGGAAAGCCUAAAAGCCACGGGCACCACGGCGGACAUUAUGGCUACGGGAAGAAAUGAAUAUACUAACGCGUCUUUCGGUCUAGAGAGGCGGGAGGUGGCCGAGUGGUUGGCCUGGCGCACAGCGGCCACCACCUGCUUCACACAAAUCUUACCUGAUACUUCUUCCGUGUGGGCACCACACCUACACACCCUCUAUGAUCCUUGCCCACCCUUUAUCUCAACUUGGGCGAAUAAAAUAAAAAAAUACACACUUU
Molecule: messenger RNA, 421 nt
Organism: Eriocheir sinensis (Chinese mitten crab)
Lineage: Eukaryota; Metazoa; Arthropoda; Malacostraca; Decapoda; Varunidae
Source: RefSeq, a predicted model, not a curated record